GGUUUCUCCGUGUGCAGAGAUCGCCUCCCCCCCGCACCCCAUGCCUGUCUGCCUCCUGAUCGGUCUGUCUCUCUGUCUUCCAGAGACAAAAGGAGGCUGAAGCGGUGCUUGCUACCGCCUCCCGGCUUGUCCGGGCUUUCUGGGCAGCCGCUCGCCCCAGCAGCCGGGCUCGGACCAUGGCAGGAGCCGGCAGGCGCGUGUGAAGUUGAUCCCGGCCUCCGCACCCCUCCUCCCGCCAGCCAAGUCUGCUGCAGGUCCUGACACCCAAGCUCCCCCAGAGCCCAUAAGCAGGAUGCCAGGGCUCAUUAACCGGACAAGCAGCUCCCCCCUCCCACUCACAGCCUCCGAGGUCACCUCUUGCGUCAGCGGCUAUGCCUUUGGGAUGACCGCCUCCCUGACCUACGGCAACCCGGAGGCCCAUCCCUUUGAAGGUCUCUUUGUCUACCCACUGGAUGAGUACACCACCGUGGUUGGGUUCGAAGCGGUUGUUUCCAGGCGGGCCGUGACCGUGCAGAUCAAAGACAAAGCCAAAAUAGACGACUGUUACUUGAACUGCGGGAGCCUCCCCAAUGGAAGAGCUCAGGAUGGCAGCGGAAGGAUCGCGCUGGAUGAGGAUUUGGAGCGAAUCGCUUUUGUGGCUAACCUGGGUGUGAUCCCUGCGCUGGAAAGCGUGUCCAUCUUCAUCAGCACCUCCUCGGAGCUGCAGACUCUCCCGAGCGGUGCCGUGAGGGUCCUUCUCCCAGCCGUGUGCGUCCCCAAGGUGCCCCAGUGCGGCGUGGAAAGCACCAGCCUCUCUGGACAUCAGCUCCGAGCAGAUCGACAUUCCUGCGCAGCUGGGAGCCCGGAUCCGGCUAACACGUUCUGUCUGGCCCAGCUGUUGGAGAGCGAGGCCACCAACCCCACCGAGUACGAGUUCAGCUUCCACCUGGAGAUCCGGGGGCCCUGUGUCCUCGCAGGAGUCGAAAGCCCGACACACGAGAUCCGAGCUGACGCCGACCCCUCUGCCCGCUCCGCCAAGAGCAUCGUGAUCACACUGGCCAACAAACACACUUUUGACAGACCGGUGGAAAUAUUAAUCCACCCGAGUGAGCCUCAUAUGCCUCAUAUCUUGAUGGAAGAGGGUGACAUGACCCCGACAGUAUAUGAGCAGCACCUGAAGGGGAGAAAUGAUUUCAUUAAAGGGACCAAGAAGGACCCCAGCGCUGAGAAAAAGACGGAAAUCAUCAGGAAACGUCUCAACAAGGACAUCCCUCACCACCCCGUGAUCAUGCUGAACUUCUGCCCUGACCUGAGAACCAGCCAGCCAGACCUCAGGAAAACCCAGGGAGAGUUCAUAUUUCUGAUAGACCGCAGUGGAAGCAUGAGUGGCACGAACAUCAGCCGCGUCAAGGACGCCCUGCUGGUCAUACUCAAGAGCCUGGCACCGGCAUGCCUCUUCAACGUCAUCGGAUUUGGGUCGACCUUUAAGACCCUCUUUCCUUCCAGUCAAACUUACUGUGAGAAGAGUCUGGCUAUUGCAUGUGAGAGCAUCAAGAAGCUCCGGGCGGAUAUGGGUGGCACCAACAUCUUAUCCCCUUUAAAGUGGAUCAUCCGGCAGCCCAUCCACAGAGGCCACCCGCGCCUGCUCUUCCUGCUGACUGACGGAGCCGUUAGCAACACCGGGAAGGUCAUUGAGCUGCUGCGGAAUCAGUCUUUCUCCACCAGGUGCUACAGCUUCGGCAUUGGGCAGAAGGCCUGCAGGAGGCUGGUGCGUGGGCUGGCUGCCGUGUCCAAGGGGAGUGCAGAAUUCCUGGCGGAGGGCGAGAGGCUGCAGCCAAAGAUGAUCAAGUCUCUGAAGAAAGCUAUGUCACCCGUCCUGAGCGAUGUAACUGUGGAGUGGGUCUUUCCUGAAACCACUGAGGUCUUGAUCUCCCCAGUCAGUGCCAGCUGUCUCUUCCCUGGCGACCGGCUGGUUGGGUACGGCAUUGUCUGUGACACGUCCCUGUACAUCUCUAACCCCAGAGCUGACAAGAGGCGGCGCUACAGCAUGAUGCAUUCCCAGGAGUCAGGCAGUUCCGUUUUCUUUCACUCCCAGGAAGAGGGAGCUGGCUCGGACAGCUGGAGCUAUCCCAAGGACUCUGAGGGGGGACUCCCUUCAGAGCGGACCCCUGAUCUCUUGGUGGUUGGUGGAGAACUGAGGAGAGAAUCUGACCCAGAUACUGGGCUGGACCCUAAAUCCUCCUCCAGGCGAAGGGUGUACAGCACCAAUCAGAUUGCCAGCCACGAGCCUUUCAAGAGGGUCCCCACAGCCAGCGAUCCGAGCGCCGCCCUGGGCAAGAAUCCUCUUCGCAAAGCCCACAUACAGGAUCUGUGCCAGCUCAGCCCAGAGCCACAGCCACGGCGAGCGGAUUUCCAGCCUUUCACCGCCAGCCCCUACGUCGCCACCACACGGAUACGAGGCACCGGCGCCAGGAGGCCCUCUCUGCUGCACCAGAGCUGCCUGUCGUUUUGUCAGGACGCGGACACUCCCCAGCCACAGGAUGGUCUCCAGCACAUGGCUCCAGGCAGGUGCCUGGGUCAGCCAGAGACCAGCUCUGUCCUGAGAUCCUCCUCGGGCAGCCGGAGCCCUGGGGAUCAGGAAUCUGCCCAGCACCCUUCCUUUGCCUUUGAAACAGAGACUUCGUCAGACUGGGAUCCCCAAGAUCUUGAUCUCAGCUCCGCCAAGGGGUGCCCGCGCUCCCCCAGGGCCAUCUGCAAGGCGGUGGUGAAGGGGUUAAGGGGUAACGAGCCUGUCCGGUGGGAAAUCACCUUUGACAUCCGGCCCCUGUUCCAAGACAGAGAGAGCCGUGAGAACGGCGAAGGGGAUCUGUGGAACGAGACCUUCCACCACUUGGCGGCCAAGUCCAUCAUCCGGGAUUUCGAGCUGCUGGCCGAGAAGGAAUGUGAAAUCGAACACGGGUCUGGGAGGCGGUACCACGUAAACGCUGUCCAAACCAGCCGAGCCUGCAAUGUCAUCAGCAAGUACACGGCCUUUGUCCCGGUGGACCUGAGCACCAGUGGCUACCUGCCAACCGUGGUCGAAUAUGCCAAUGCAGGGCCAGCAUCCAAACAAGGUGGCCAGCGGAGCUCAAGUUCAGGAAGCAGAAGGCACCGAGUCUUCUCCGUCGGACUCGGACGCACCCAGUCGACUUGCGGCCAGGAUGGCGCAGACGAUGGAUUUUACGGCAUGAAUGCAGAUGAGAACAGCCUGUCGCCCGGCAGUACACCUGCCUCUUCCGGCUGGGAGCGCUACAGUGUCCCGGAAGCUCCGCUGCAGAGUCCGUCUGCUUCCUCUGCUCACUCCCAGAAGUCCAUUGAUACCCUUUUUUCUGCCAGAUUGACCCUUCAUAAAACGAGACUGCUGACUCGAGCAGCCAAAGGCUUCAUGAGUAAAUCCCCAAGUCGAGUGAAUGAACCCAGCUCCGAGAGCAGCAAUGAAAACAUUGACUACCUACCCCUGGUGUCUCUGCAGUUGGCCUGCGGUGCCUUCCUGCUGAACCCGGCGUUCUGCCACGCAAUCAGCAUUCCCAUGGAGAAGCUGAAGUGGACGUCUCCGUUCACCUGCCACCGGAUGGCUCUUAGCCCCUCCGCCAGCUCCUACAACACUAAGAAGUCAGGCCCGCCUCAGGAGCCCAAGAGCCCUGGAUGCAGCCGGCAGCUGCUGGCACCGAACGACGUUCCCAGAGAGAGCUCCUCAGACAGCGACGUCACUCCCAGUGCAGCGCUGAACGGCCAUGGAGAGGCUACGGGAGACGCAGGCCGGCCUCGCCACUUCUCUGGCAGCGCAGUGGAAAGCCUCUCAAAGGCCCUGAAAGCUGAGAACGAACUCUCACCCCCUGCCAUCACCAUCCGCCGCUUCUCCUCCCCUGAGAGCACCCAGUCCCCGCGGGAGCCGCAGAGCGACAGCGGCAGAGGCUCGGAGUCGGACAGCUCCGAGCUGCAGUCCCUGCUCUUUGACAUCGAGCUGCAUCAGUGGGCUGAGCCAGAGGGGAUGCUCUGGGCCACAGCAGUCGCCCUGGCCUGGCUGGAGCACAGCUCCGCCUCCUACUUCAUCGAGUGGGAACUGGUGGCCGGCAAGGCCAGCAUGUGGCUGAGUGAGCAGGAGUUCCCGGAGGGCCGGAGCCUGGGGACCGUCAAGGCCGCAGCCCGGCAGCUGUUUGUUUUGCUCAGGCACUGGGACGAGAACCUCGAGUUCAACUUGUUGUGCUACAACCCCAACAACGUGUAGGAAGGGGGAGUGCAAAAGGGGGGAGUCAGGCAGUCAGCUGAGACAGCCUCUGGGGUACAGGGACUGGUCCUUAAGAAACAUGGUCUAACAGCUGAGCUCCACCACUGCCGUGCCAUGCCAUGCACCGUUAUUAGGACAAGCCUUUCUGCGGGCCAGAAAACAACCAAGGUCAUUCAAACCCCAGCACUAAACAAUUCUUCUUCUUCUUAUUGUAUAAGCAGGGUAUGAUUCACCUGUAGCACUCACUGCUGCGGGAGGUUAUUAAGGCCAAUAUCUAAACGAAAGGAUUAUUCAUUUCUGUGACUAGGAAUAGCAUCUCCAGGUAGACGAGGUACUAGGCACCUCCUUCCCUUCAGGCUGGGCUUCAUCUGAUCCCCAGCACCAGUCCCAGAAAGAGAAUCCCAAAUCUUCAUCUCAUCCUUCACGCUUCGCCAUCCAGCCAAGCUCUUCCCUUUUCACCCAGUCACCAUCAAUCCAACGCUCAUCUUUUCACCCAGAGCAUUUCCAGCCAUGAUUCAUCAUUCCCCGGUCUCCAUCUAGACUGCGUUAUCGUGAAGAUUAACAUGUGUCUCUUGUCUCAGGGAUUGGUGUUCGAGCAGCCACUCUGCCUCAUGGGUCAAGGUUACUGGAAAUCCAGACUGCGGCCAAGCAGUUUAAGAUGGAAAAGCAACACUGGGGAUGGGGAAAACAAUGGAGUGAAUUGCCAGGUCCUCCCAGAUCACUCAUUCUCUAUAGCUGUGGAGUUGGACUGGGAUUUUCAAAGGCGCCUACAGGCUAUAAACACCCAAAUCCUAUUGUAAUCCCAACUGGGUGCAUAACUCCCUUAGGCUUCU
Molecule: messenger RNA, 5079 nt
Organism: Trachemys scripta elegans
Lineage: Eukaryota; Metazoa; Chordata; Testudines; Emydidae
Gene: VWA5B1
Product: von Willebrand factor A domain containing 5B1
Exons: 22
Coding region: 293-4246 (1317 amino acids)
Source: RefSeq, a predicted model, not a curated record